Molecule: messenger RNA, 566 nt
Organism: Budorcas taxicolor (takin)
Lineage: Eukaryota; Metazoa; Chordata; Mammalia; Artiodactyla; Bovidae
Gene: BLOC1S1
Product: biogenesis of lysosomal organelles complex 1 subunit 1
Exons: 4
Coding region: 99-476 (125 amino acids)
Biological process (GO): endosomal transport
Cellular component (GO): BLOC-1 complex
Source: RefSeq, a predicted model, not a curated record
GGCCACGUGACCCCGGCCCCGCGGGAGCCGAGCGGCGAGUUCCAGUUCCGCGAGUCGGAGGGGGGCUGGGCACGCCCUGCCCCGAGCCCGCCGCGACCAUGCUGUCCCGCUUGCUGAAAGAACACCAGGCCAAGCAGAAUGAACGCAAAGAGCUGCAGGAGAAGAGAAGGCGAGAGGCCAUCACUGCAGCGACCUGCCUGACAGAAGCUUUGGUCGAUCACCUCAAUGUGGGUGUGGCCCAGGCCUACAUGAACCAGCGGAAGCUUGACCAUGAGGUGAAGACCCUGCAGGUCCAGGCAGCCCAGUUUGCCAAGCAGACAGGCCAGUGGAUCGGGAUGGUGGAGAACUUCAACCAGGCACUCAAGGAAAUUGGGGAUGUGGAGAACUGGGCUCGGAGCAUCGAGCUGGACAUGCGCACCAUUGCCACUGCGCUGGAGUACGUCUACAAAGGGCAGCUGCAGUCGGCCCCCUCCUAGCCUGCCUGCUCUCCCUGCCCCUACUCCUCCCACCUGCCCCAGGUGGGCAGGAGGGAGGCUGACAGCCCGUGAAUAAAACACAAGCCUCCA